AAGGCAUUACUCGACCAUCCGCAAAUAUUGAUAUUCCGUCGCUAUCUCCAGCUCUUGGUGGCCAUCGACGUUAAAAGAAUGGCAGCUAAUGGCAGUGCUCAGCUGACUUUUAAGAAUGCUAUUGGGGCUGUGAAGGAUUCAACAAAAGUUGGAUUGGUAAAAGGAAAUGGUGAUAACAAGAAGCUGGAUAUCGCAAUUGUCAAAGCCACAAAGCGCAAUGAAAAAUUUCCAAAGGAGAAACAUGUUAAGACUAUCUUCAAUGCAGUUUCAUGUUCAAAUCCUCGUCCAGUUGUUGUGUUCUGCUUGCAUGCUAUGGCUAAGCGUCUCUCUAAAACACAUAACUGGACGGUUGCAUUGAAAACCCUGAUUGUUAUACACCGUGCACUGAGGGAAGUUGAUCCUACAUUUCUUGAUGAGCUUAUAAAUUUUAGCCGGCACAGAAGUCUUUCAAUGCUGAACCUUGCACAUCUAAGGGAUGAUUCAAGCACAAAUGCUUGGGAUUAUUCUGCUUGGGUUCGUGUUUAUGCUUUGUAUCUUGAAGAACGUUUAGCAUGCUUCAGCGCAUUGAAAUAUGAUGUCGAGAGAGAACAGUCUUGAACAGCGUAAUAAACAUCUUGACACUCA
Molecule: messenger RNA, 624 nt
Organism: Rubroshorea leprosula
Lineage: Eukaryota; Viridiplantae; Streptophyta; Magnoliopsida; Malvales; Dipterocarpaceae
Source: the annotation of a GenBank genome assembly